This is a messenger RNA of Lineus longissimus, 876 nucleotides long. RefSeq lists its product as uncharacterized. Lineage: Eukaryota; Metazoa; Nemertea; Pilidiophora; Heteronemertea; Lineidae. Gene Ontology annotation, biological process: DNA replication, removal of RNA primer. Gene Ontology annotation, molecular function: nucleic acid binding; RNA-DNA hybrid ribonuclease activity. The record is from RefSeq and is a predicted model, not a curated record. The coding region runs from base 1 to 876 and encodes 291 amino acids. The transcript is spliced from 2 exons.
AUGUCACCGGAGAUCAAGGAGACAGUCCCUGGUAUCCUCAGCAAACACCUCCAAACUGAUGAGGCACGGAAAGCUCUGACAAUGGAGCAUAUCCACAUGCAGUACCCAGACCAGAAGUGGACCCAUGUGUAUACUGAUGGGUCAGCAACUGACGCAACCAGAGAUGGAGGAGGAGGCAUCCUUAUCAAGUAUAAAGACGAGGAAGAGACAAUCGCGAUAUCUACAGGUAGAUACUCCAGCAACUACAGAGCUGAAGCCGUCGCAAUUGAAGAGGCAACCAAGAGGCUGAAACAGAAGAGGAACAAGACCAGACAUCGAAUAGUCAUAUUCACUGAUGCCCUUUCUGUCCUGAAAGCCAUGCAAGAUCCGAAGAAGGAGGAAAUGCAGAACCUCACCACAUCUCUAAAAGCCCUAUGUUCAUGCAGGAAGAAAGUCGUUCUCCAGUGGAUACCAGCCCACUGCAACAUCAAGGGGAACGAGAAGGCCGACCAUCUGGCCAAGGAAGGAAGCCAACUACACCAGAGCGACCUGUCCCUAACAUAUAAGGAGGCAAAAACCAAUAUCAAAGCUGCCUACUGGACCAAGUGGAAGGAAGAGCACGAGGGAUAUGAUGCUAAUGACAAUUACAACAAACUCACCAGAAGAGGCCAGGCCAUCAUAUUCCGACUGCGAACCGGCCACAGCAGGUUACGGCAUCACCUGUUUACAAAGUUACGGAUCGGAGACAACGACUUGUGCCCAUGUGCCACGGAACCGAUGACCGUGGCACACAUCCUGACAAGAUGUGCGAGAUUGGCACCUCUGAGAAAAGACAUCUGGCCAGAAGAAAAAUCACCAAUCCGAGCAAGAUGUAUUAAACCUUGCCGAAAAAUUUAA